AUGACAAAGUUCUUUUACUACUUUGCAUAUGGUAGUAAUCUUCUCAAGGAACGAAUACGGGUACAGAUCAAGCGUGCUGAUAUGAGUGCAACGGAGUUGCUGAAGAUACUCAAGUUGAAUUGUGUGGCAGUUUCGUUGGUUUCACGAGGUGGGGCACGGCCCGGCAUUUGCAACGAUCACAGAGAAACUUGCGAGCAGAGAAUCAUCCCCACAACAAAAGGAUUUUUUCAGGUUCACGGUUGUGUCUGGCGGGUUCCUGAUGAAUUCGCAGGAGAAUUGGACUUACAGGAAUCCGGAUAUCAUCGACUAAAUGUACCUAUACAAUGUGCUGAUGCCAUAAUAGAGUGCCGGACGUAUCAGUAUUCGAAUAUUAAUGCUUCCCCAGCACCGCCGUCACCUCACUACAAAACUGUGAUAGUAGCCGGAGCUAUCGAACACUCUUUACCGGAAUCCUACGUGAAAGGUCUGAAAGAGAUCCCUGACAACGGGUACAAAGGACGGGUCGCUGUCGAUAUUGACGUAAUCAAGCAUUUGAACCAAUAA
Ostertagia ostertagi is the source of this 543-nucleotide messenger RNA. The record is from the annotation of a GenBank genome assembly. NCBI's taxonomy places the organism in Eukaryota, Metazoa, Nematoda, Chromadorea, Rhabditida, Trichostrongylidae.